Molecule: messenger RNA, 5743 nt
Organism: Cygnus atratus (black swan)
Lineage: Eukaryota; Metazoa; Chordata; Aves; Anseriformes; Anatidae
Exons: 17
Coding region: 1-1149 (382 amino acids)
Source: RefSeq, a predicted model, not a curated record
AUGUGGGACCCCCCUGGCUCGCAACACCUGCACCUGUCCCGGGGCGAUGGGGGCUGCGUGGGGCGGCCAACGCUGAGGGGGCCCCCCCCCCCCCGGCGGUGCCGGCGCCAUGUUUGCGCGGCGGAGGUCGGGGGAGCCGCGGAGCCCCCGCGGAGCUGCGCCCGCCUCGAUGUCCGCAUUCCAGCUCAUGUUGCGCAGAUAAAAUUCAAACUUGAGGUUUUCCUGACUGUUCUGUGGCCCUAUCGCUGCAGCCGCCAUGGAUCCGAAUGCUGUGGCUGCAAAGGCUUCUUACUUUCUCAUGCUGGAUCCCUCAAAUCCAAGAGCUGCUUGGCAGUUUCCAAGGCAACCACCUGUGGAAUAAUUAAAAAGGAUGAAGCGUUAGUGUGCCAAAGAUACGGAAUUCUUGCCGGGAGAGAGCACUUCAUUUUCAUCUGUUAUGAAGAAUCAAAUGUGUCUCUGCCAGCAAAGUUAAGAAGAAGAAAUGGUGACCGAGCUGUGCAAGUGAACCAGGACAAUCCAAAAAAUUCAGAAGACGUCUGUGAGCGGCCGGGCAGGACUAGCACAGGAGAGGUGCUUCUGGUACCUGCUGCCUCUCGCCUGGGGCUUGUGCCAGCAAGGAGCCGAGGUGCCGACUUCACAUCACACCUGGGCUCGAUUUCGGAUGCUUCUCCUGGCAAUGCAGGGCAUGGAGGGCAGCACACCCACCACCCAUCCCCACAGAGCUGGGAAGAAGCCCAGGGGCUCAAAAAAAAGAGGAAGGUUGAGCAUUGUGCUGGAUUUCCUUUCCUGCUUUCUCUUUAUGGCUCUGUGGAUUUCGAAUUCCGCUCUGCGCUGGCACCGCUCCCGCAGGAGGGCAGGGAGCAGCCUCAGCUCAAGGUCUGCCCCAAGGCUGCUGCUUCGAGGACUGUAGGAAGGGGGAUCCACAGGAGGAGAAGUGCCCAGCUGCCCAGGAGAGCUAUACGCAACUCUGUAAUUACUGCCAUUCACAUCAGGCUCUCUAAUGGCAAUGCCAUGCACAACUUCGAAGGAAGGCGGUGUGGCGUAACUGCAGCGUACAGACACAAGGGCAUCCUUUUGGUGGAAGACUCUGAUUAUCACAUUAUUAUCAGCCGAUUAAGCUGGUACUGGAGUUUGCCAGCCCUCUGUUAAGUGCUCCUACGGAAUUACAGAGUCAUAGAUGUUAGAGAUGGAAAGUGCAUGAGAUCAUCCAGACCGUCGUCCUGCCAGGACUUGUUUUCUGCUGCAUUUUUUUUUUUUCCUGCUUCUGCGGUUUAUGGCUAGAGAUACUCUAAGGACUUGGCCUUCCACUUCGAUACUCUUUUCCACAAAGUUUGAUGAAUAAGAGUGGUCUGUUCUGGUGUCACUUGAGAAAUUGCUGAAAGUUACCUGAAAAGGCCAGUUUUAAGUUUUACUCUGGAAAUGGUUUUUGGGGUGGGGUUAUUACACCAGUGUAAAUAAAGUGCUUCUGAACUCUGUUGUGACAUUCAGGCUGUCGGGAAGUGAUCCUGUGCAGGCAAGUCUGCAGAAGGCGUUGCAGGGAAAAUGAACGAAAGGGCACGUUUCAGUUAGUGACAGAAAUGGUGGAAGUUGUAUUGUCGUUAUCUGCAUCUUCAUUUUUCCCCCUUUCCAUUAUCCUCUCUCGUUCUCAGAACCACUUUAUAAAUACUGUUUCUUUUUUAGAGUUGCAUUCAUCUUGGUGGGAUCUGGGGGUUGCUUGCUUGUUGUUUGUUUCUCAGUGCCUGGUCUUCGCUACCAGAAGUCUUGGGCGCCCAGGCAGGGUCAUCUCCACAAUUUCCAGCGUCUUCACCACAAAGAGCUUGACCAACACCCCCCAAAAUAAAUAUCCUUGGCCAUAAGGAAGACAGACGGGCAUUGUUCUCGCUCUUACCCCAUGAGAGAGCGGCUGGUUUGGUUCUGGUGUGAGCUGGCUCAUAGCCACGCUGGCCUGAGUCAGACCAUUCAAAGAGUGGCCUAGGGUCAUACCCCGGCGCCUUUAGCCUAAAUCUCUGGUUUCUGAGGCAUUUUAUUACUGUUCUCAUUGCAGAGUGCCCCAAAUGAUGAGAGGGUUGCGUUGCAAGCCUCCAGAGAAGAGUUUUCGGUUGCCUUCCUUAAAGCCACCUAAGAAGCUCAACGCAGGGUAGGGAUGUUGAUGAGAGAGGUGAGGACAGGAAUAUUGCAGGAGGUAAAAUUACUAUUGCCGAGUGGUUUGAAGGUAUUUGAGGAUCGGAUUGUGUAACUGAAUGGGGAAAUGAAUGAGAAACAUGUAAAGGGGUGGGUUAGUGAGUGAGUAAGAGAAAAUGUGAGUGGGCGGGUAAUUAGACUGGCAAGUGCGAGAGGAGGUAGGAGUGGGUGACUGGAGGGGUAGGUAUGUAGCAGGAAGGUUGAAGCAGCUUCAUGGGUCGGCUCCGUGACAAUACUUGAAGGAAGGGGAAAAAACAGCCCCCUCGAGGCGUGUGGACGAGUUGGGUGCCGGUGCAGGCACCGCGCUGCGCUCAGCAGAGGACCCUCGAGACCUUGGUUGCUUUCCAGCAGCCCACCUGCAGCUCGUGGGAGGGCAGGUCAUUGGCUCUGCCUAAAUAAAUGUCCGUGUGUCUGUCUGAAUACAGCAGGCAGCCAGCUUGGCCUUGGUCAUGUGGCUGUAUUCUGCUCGUGGUCAUGCAGGAAUAUGUAAAACCUUUACUAUUUGAAGGUGGUUUUGGCUCUGACAAAGUCACGGAGAAACCACGUGAACCCAACAUAUGCCUGAGCCCAUCUGGAGCACUGCUGUGCGUAGUGGACGUUGCCAGCAGUUGAAACAGCCCAGAGCUGCAAGUGGAAGGAGUUAGGUGGCAAGUACUGCAGAGCCCCAGCCCGGCUGAGGUAGGAAGGCACCUCUGGGUGCCUCUGCUCCCACCCUGCUCCACGUCCAGGUGGCUUCUGAAGCCCUCCAAGGAGGGGACACCACAGCCUCAGGGUACCUGUGCCAGGGCUCCAGCACCCAUGUGGUGACCUUCCUCAUUGGCGAGGCUGAGAUAAAAGGUACAGAAGUGCCAGAUGUGCUCAAAGUACAAAUAUACAACACAGCAGCAUCACAGCAUCUCCCAAACCUGAAACUCUUUCCCUUGCAAUGAAUGAAACGUGAAGUUGCAGUCAUUAAAAAUAAUUAUCAAACCUUGACCGAUGACUUUCAUUAGGAUCUUUUACCAUAACCGGCGUAAGGCUGGCCAUAGUUCACUGUGUCUAAUCAGUAAUUGUUUGUAAUUUACCGUGGCAGAGUUACAGCCCCAGCUGUGACCUUUUCCUAGCUGGGUACAGUCGGGCCAUUGUUGAAGGUAAUGGCUCCACUACCCCGUUAAGUUACACUAAGUUGCGUGUGGUACAUUUUCAAUGUUUAUUGUAAGAAUGCAAGUCCUUUUGAAGUCCAAAUAGAGGUGAAUGACUCCUGCAGGAAGUCGCAGGCUUUAUCUCCGCUGCCCCAAAGGUGUGUAUUUGCUAAGGAAUAACUAAUACGUGGUGGUGCACCGAAACAUCCUACUGCAGACCUGGCCCUGCUGCUUUUUGCAUCAAGUAACCAGGCAAGGUGAGUUUCCCCUUACUGAACCUACUUUGUGAGGAAAACCGCGUUGGUUGCACGUGGAUGUAAGAGCAGGGUGAUGGCCAAGCAGCCUGCUGUAACAAACGUGGUGACUCUGUGGUUGUCAUUCCGCCCUGCACGGGUGGUUUCAGCCCAUGUCAUGCUCUGGAGGCUGCUCUGGGAAGGGGGACCCAGCUCAGCACCACAGGGUGUUUGCUGCCUCCUGCCAGCAAGGUGCCUGUUCUCCUUGCAGGGCACAAAGUCCCUGCAGCUGGGUUACACCAAUGUCUGGGACGGGCAUCAGGGCACCUAACUCGUCGAACUAUCCCCAGCUAGAGAAAUCUCUUCUCAUCUUCAAAGCAGUCACCUGUUGCAAGCCAAAACUCCUCCAAAGCUUGUAACUGUAGCCAGGCGAGCUCAUGCAGCAGGCAGUGUUCUUUUUCUGUCAAACCCAGAAAGCAUUUGCUGUGCUUAGGCAGAUGUCGUGCUGUUAGAAGAACUCAGAUCUCGUGCUGCUGUUGAAAUGCUGUAGUAACCGUGCUGCGAGGAGCUGCAGGAAUUGAAUUGCUGGGUCAAAAGCUCUGCUCGCACCUGCUGACAGUGGGAUUGCGCAGAAACUGUUAAGAGUACUGACAACUGCAACCCUAGCUAGGAGCUUGUUUGCUGUUACGCUUGACACUAAGGCUUAGAACAACAAUCGUAAGAGCAGCGUGCACCCGCGAUGGAAAUACAGAUAGUCAUCACAUUUCUGAGAGGGCAGGUGCAGGAAGCUACUACAGGGAAGGAGGCUUACUAGUUUUCUCAAGGCUUGGGAUUAUGCAGUGGAGCAGCGUAUUUUAGACGCUACGGAGAAAGUUCACAACAGCAUGGUCAAAAGGGACACACUCAAGGGAAAGUGAAGGGAAACGCUCACUUGGUCUGAGAAAAAAAGCAAGCAGUUAAUGCUGGUAGCUCUGCUGACUAUAUAAUCCUGAGGUAGCGUCCAUAGGAAAAUGGCCACACAGCUUAAACAAGAAGGAAAGGAAGUGGAAAACACGCGCUAGCAUCCAGAAACGGAUUCCUGAGUCAUGGAAGAUGGCUGAGAUGGGCGUUGUCAAUAGGAGCUGCAUAAAAGCUCCCAUUUUUGCAGACGCCUUCUGGGCUGGUAGACGUUGACGACGAUGUUGUAAGGCUGCGUGACACUAAGGAAGUCGGUGCGUGACACUCCGGAUGCCACGUGGUUGCCCUGUUUACAGUCAGCCCAGCUCAGUGGCCACCUUCUCUAAAAUGGGCUUGGUUGAGCAAAUCGUUCACCCCUGUUACAGCGAGGAGGAUCAGCGGGGCCGUGAAACCCGUCCACGAUGGCUGUAGGCAGUGCUCAGGAUACACAUUACUUUCAUCUUACCUGGAAACCUAACGGGAAUUUUAUGGCCCUUGAAAGCGGGAUGAGUGCUGUUUGUCUCAUGGUUUUACAGCCUGGUGUAAACAGAGCGCUGCUCCAGCCUGGAAAUGCAGGAGGCUGCUGGAACAGUCGAUGUUGCUGAGAGGCAGGUCGUGCCUUCGAGGGGUGCUGCUCCCACCUUCACACCGGUGCUGAUCUCCUGAGCAUGCUUUCCAUAUGCCAAAGGAAGAACACGAUGUUGGAGGGAAAGCCUAUUUAUAAAUGUGUACUGACUGAAAGGUAAAUAACUCCCGUUUCCAGUAAAUUAAUGGAAUAUGCUCUCUGCACUGGAUGUGUUCCCUGCUGAGAAGUGGCUGGGGUAAAUAUAUCUGGCAUGUAUUGUGUUUGCUGCUCUGCAGCAUGGUACGUAGGAAGCAGGUAUUUUUAAAAAUCGUUUUCUCAUUCUUUGCUUCUUAAAUACAACAGAAGAAGGGUUCAAAGGUGGUUUGUUUUGCUCUGAAAAUAUUUCUGGAUUGGCGUUCGUGUUUUUGCAGUGUCAUCCCUGAUGGGAGGGGUCAAGAAUACUUAAAUCUUCUGCUGAAAGAUUCUCUGCAGCCUGUUUAUCAGGCAUGGGAAUUCAUCUGGGAUUAAAAACAAUCACACUUGGAUCUGAUUGAAUUUCCUGUCCCUUUCAUUUUUUGUCUUCUCUUCUGUGUGGUAAUUCUAUUUUACUUGCUCUUCAGUAAUCAGAGAGUCUUUCAAAGUAAUCAUAAUUGGAGUUUGUACUGUACCAGAAAAAAUACAGAGAAUUAAACAUUUUUGUGCAUGUU